AUGGACGGUCCCAAAUUCAAAGUGAUAAUUGUCGGAGGCUCAAUUUCAGGCCUUUCACUGGCACAUUGUCUCCAUAAAGCGGGAAUUGACAGCAUAGUCCUCGAGAAACGUUCCGAGAUUGCUGCGAAUGAAGGAGCCUCGGUUGCAAUCAUGCCCAAUGGAGGACGGAUUUUACAGCAGAUAGGGAUUUUUGAUACCUUAGGGACGCUGAUAGAGCCAACACGUGUCGCCCACGUUCGAUUCCCAGAUGGUUUUCAAUUCAGCUCACCUUAUCCCAAGACCAUGCGUGAAGCAAAUGUUGUCAAUGUUGAUCACCAAGGAAGUGAGGGUGUGAUAGUAUAUACGCAGAGUGGGCACUCAUACCAGGGUGACCUCCUUGUUGGCGCAGACGGCGUUCACAGCCAAGUUCGCACCUUGAUGUGGGAUGUUGCUGAACGGGUGCAGCCUGGCGUGAUUACUAGGGACGAGAAGACAGGUGAGCGUCGAAUAGUCAAAUAA
This is a messenger RNA of Penicillium verhagenii, 498 nucleotides long. Its product is annotated as FAD-dependent oxidoreductase. Gene Ontology annotation, molecular function: FAD binding. The transcript has 2 exons. Bases 1 to 498 code for a protein of 165 amino acids. NCBI's taxonomy places the organism in Eukaryota, Fungi, Ascomycota, Eurotiomycetes, Eurotiales, Aspergillaceae. The record is from RefSeq and is a predicted model, not a curated record.